AAAGUCCGUGAGGUAAAAAUUUAAUAAUACUGUUAUUGUUACUGUAUUCAUGCUAUUGUGAUAUGGUCGCCACGAUGGCUUUUGCGCCAAACUAUUCACACACAUAUGUGUAUUUCACAAGCUUCGUUAAUAAAUCGAAUUUGCCUCAUUUAACCCAUUAUUACUCUCUGCGUCAUCACAAGUUGAUGAAAUCAAGUUUCGGGUUAUUACAACUGUUGCGAAUUAAAAUAUUCCCGCGCACUCCACGCCCUUCGUGUCCAAAUUUAGUUCGCAACAGCUAGCCCAUUAAUAUUCACAAUAAAUACAUGCAGUUUUGUCCGUAAAAGUACGUCCUGAGGAAUUGUUGACAUUCCUUGCAUUCCAGUAUGGCUGAAGGUGUGGCAUAAGAGAGGAAAUUAAUCUCAGUCGAGAAUUAUUAUUAGGGCCCGAAUUCCUUCAAAAUGACAAAUAUUUAUAAAAACCGCACGAUACAAUGAGAUUAAAUCCCGCAAUAUUGAGUGGCUUAAGUUAAGUUAAUAUGGCGUACCGCUCGAACGGGUAUUCGGGGGAUGAAAUGGACAGGUACCGGGAUGAAGGGGGCGACAAGCCCACCUAUCUCAUGGAGCACCUGGCCACCUUCACAGUCACCAAAGAAACGGGGAUCAUGUACCCCGCCGACGGCAUGCGGAGGCUGCUCCAGUUGGAAAAAACCAACGGCAUUUGGUCGCAAAAAAUGCAACUGUGCCUCGACCGCUCCUGGGUCUUAAUCAUGGAUUACGAAACUGGGAGUGUCAUGGAGCGCUUCCCGGCCAACUCCAUCCAAGAACCGACUGCUUUCACCAGCCAUGAUCCCAUGGAAAUGUACAACAAUAUUCUAGUUUUUAACGUUGCCAAUUCUAACCCGGCUCAUCCACCAGAAAUGCACAUUUUUCAGUGCCAGAGCAUAUCCGCGCUCGACCUGGUGGAAGACUUGAAGCAGUUGCGAAUGGGCAAAACCCUGACUCGAAGCCGCAAAAGCAGCAUCCCGCCGCCGUCCCACAAGCCGCCCCCGCACAACGUUAUCAACCCGAGCCGCGACCCGCGAGGCGAUUACCACGGUUCCGAUUCGGAACUGACCGCAAAUAACGACGACUCGAGUUCGACAACUAGCGAAAAAUACGAACGAGACGUGACCAUUUUGAACCAUUGCUUCGACGAUAUCGAAAAGUUUAUCGCCCGCUUGCAGCAUGCCGCCGCCGCCGCCCGGGAGUUGGAGCGUCGGCGGAGGAGCCGCAAAAGCAAGAAACGCGACAUGGGGGACGGCAUGUUGACCAUGCGGACGAAACCGCCCCCGGAGAAGGAGUUCAUCGACAUUUUCCAAAAGUUCAAGUUGUCGUUCAAUCUCUUGGCCAAGCUCAAGGCGCACAUUCACGAUCCCAAUGCUCCAGAGCUGGUGCAUUUCUUGUUCACGCCUUUGGCGUUGAUUGUCGAAGCCUCGCAUGAUACCUAUCCCGAUUCACAACUUCCCAGAAAAGUUGUCUCCCCGCUGCUGACCAGGGAGGCGGUCAAUUUAUUGAUGAACUGUGUCACCAGCAAGGAGACCGAGCUGUGGCACUCGCUAGGAAACGCCUGGCUUAUACCCAGAGAUCAAUGGAAGGGUCACGUGGCGCCUUACCACCCGAUUUUUAUGGACGGUUGGUCCCCUGAUUACCCGGUUGUGGACGAAUUAGAGGCAAAUAAUGAUAAGCAUUACAAUGAGGGGCAGUACAGUAGCGACUGUAAUGAUUACGAUACAAACCAUCGCGACAUUUUUAUUUAUGAGAAAAGUACAGAUUCCCACCACCCAAAAAUCGACUCGGAUCAUUUGCCCCCGAAUUUGGGCGAAAGCACCAGAAGCGACAUUUCGGUCGAUUCGAUCGAACGAAACGGCGGCGAAGAGCGCGGUUUUGGGAGAAGUCAGGAGAGUUUCUUGGAGGAUUUGCAAGCCAGAGGGGCUAACAUUGUCCAAGUCACGUACCCCCGAACCGCCAACAACGACAAGGAAUUGACCGUGGUCCGUGGAGAGUACUUGGAGAUUUUGGACGAUAGUCGCAAGUGGUGGAAAGCUAGGAACAGUCGGGGCCAAAUCGCGCACGUGCCCCACACUAUUGUAACGCCGUUCCAUUCCGGCGGAAAUGAUAUUUUUAACAAUCCGUUAUACACCACGCGUAAUAAUUACAACAGGAAUCGGGCGGACUCGCCGUCUGAUAGAUUUAGCGGGGGCCACAGCCCUAAUACCCCCGACCAUGUCAACCCCCCCGUUCCAGCGACUUCCGCUGAUUGGGUUAGGAAAGAGAGGCUCGACACUAGCAAUGCACCGCCGCCUCCGCCGCCCCCGCCCCCCGUUGUGUCAGCCCCCGUGACACCGGCCGCCACGUUAAGACGCUCACCGUCGACGAAGUCGGCCGCCACACAAGACGUAUUGCAGGAUGAGCUAAAUAUCGUGCUAUCAAUGGUCAGAGACAGGAAGCACAAAACGCACAUCGAAAUUAGACAAACACCGGAAGUCUACAUUAAUCAAAAAUCCAAUCCGGAGGAAGUGCAAAACUGGCUCAAAAUCAAAGACUUCGAUUCGCAAAUUUGCGCCAAAUUUAAGGGACUCGCCGGACACAACUUGUUCGACUUGCACAAGAGCCAACUGGAGAAAGUUUGCGGGGCUAAAGAAGGCGCCCGCUUGUACUCGCAAUUAAACAUCCAAAAAAGUGUCAGUGGGUACCAAACCGUGAGGAGCUCGGAACUGAAGGCAAUCCUCGCUAAGGCCAGGGAAAAAAUUGAAGCAGUUGAUUAAUAUUUAUUACACACAAUUAUCACUAUCAGCGCUACCUAUCAAAGGUUUUAACGAGCUUAGUGGAAAAAAUUCACUUGAUUAUGUCAUGUAAAUAUGAAUAAAAUACGGUAAUAAAUAUCCCAAAGUGUU
Messenger RNA from Tribolium castaneum (red flour beetle), 2914 nucleotides. Its product is annotated as epidermal growth factor receptor kinase substrate 8-like protein 2. The transcript has 9 exons. NCBI's taxonomy places the organism in Eukaryota, Metazoa, Arthropoda, Insecta, Coleoptera, Tenebrionidae. Gene Ontology annotation, molecular function: actin binding. Bases 518 to 2785 code for a protein of 755 amino acids. Gene Ontology annotation, cellular component: plasma membrane. The record is from RefSeq and is a predicted model, not a curated record. Gene Ontology annotation, biological process: Rho protein signal transduction; regulation of Rho protein signal transduction.